UGCCCGCGGCAGCCGGAGGAGCGGGACUGGGGGCAGCGGCGCGAGCAGCGCGGGGAUGUCGUCCUUGUGGCCGCUGAGGGACGGCCGGUGGAGACGCGUUUUCCCCAGGCAGAGCUCGCUCUACCAGCCCACCGUCCUCAACCCCUUCAUCUACCACGUCCGCCUCGGCUUCACCGACAAGUUGCGGAUAGUUCUGGCCAGCAUUACCCUUCUACCCUUGCGUGUUGUCUGUAUUAUUGUCCUUGCUAUAUUUGCUUGGCCAUGCUCACUUUUUGGUCGACUCUGCCAUUACACCUAUGGAAAUCGGGAGCCAUUUCCAAGCUGGAAACGCCGUGUUUCGCAAGUUAUGUUGAAAGUCGUGGGACGUGCCUUUUACUUUUGUGUGGGUUUCAUACAAAUUAAAGUGAAGGGGAAGAGAGCUGAAGCAACUGAGGCACCAAUUCUUGUUGUUGCUCCUCACUCAACCUUCUUUGAUGCAAUUGUGAAUAUCGUGGCCGACAUACCAUCAAUUGUCUCGCGAGCUGAGAAUGCUGAUGUACCUUUGAUAGGAUCUUUUCUCCACUGUGUUCAACCUAUAUUGGUGUCUCGUAAUGAGACAGAUUCUAGAAAGAAUACUAUUGAAGAAAUUACAAAACGUGCAACAUCCAAAGGGAAAUGGCCCCAGCUUAUGAUUUUUCCAGAAGGGACCUGUACAAAUCGAGCCUGCCUCAUCACUUUCAAAUCAGGUGCUUUUAUUCCAGGAGUUCCUGUUCAGCCGGUACUCAUUCGAUACCCAAAUAGACUGGACACCGUUACUUGGACAUGGCAAGGACACUCUGCGUCAAUGCUUACGUUCCUGACAUUAUGUCAACCAUACACAAAUGUGGAAAUUGAGUUUUUGCCAGUGUAUGUGCCGAAUGCUGAAGAACGUAGUGAUCCCUUCCUGUACGCCAACAGAGUUCGUAGCACUAUGGCAACGGAAUUGGAUGUGCCAAUGACUGACCACACGUUUGAAGAUUGCAGAUUGAUGAUUUCAGCAGGUGAACUGACUUUGCCCAUGGAAGCUGGCUUAGUGGAGUUUACCAAAAUUAGCAGAAAACUCAAUCUGAAAUGGGACAAUGUAAGAAAACAACUCGACUGUUUUGCUACAAUUGCCAGUAAAUCCAAAGGGGGAAGGAUUGGUAUUGAAGAAUUUGCGGAACAUUUGAAACUGCCAAUUUCGCCUCCACUUAGAGAGGUGUUUGCUCUUUUUGAUCGAAAUGGGGAUGGCACCAUAGAUUUCAGAGAAUAUGUGAUUGGUCUGGUGAUUCUUUGUAGUCCUGCCAACACAGAGGAGACGGUUCAGUUUGCAUUUAAGAUGUUUGACAUCGACGAAGAUGGAUAUAUAACUGAAGACGAGUUCUCUUCUCUCUUGCGAUCUGCAUUCAGUCUACAUGAUCUUGAUGUUUCUCAAUUGUUCAAAACAAUCGACGUAAAUGGUGAUGGAAAAAUUUCAUAUGAAAUAUUCCGCGAGUUCGCUCUGACACACCCGGAGUAUGCCAAGUUGUUUACUACAUACCUAGACCUUCAACGUUAUAAGGCAUGGCAGUCAAUAACAGAUGAUGAAAUGGAUCUGGAAAAACCACACAAAGUGGCACCAAGCAUUUGUGAAGAUAGCUGUGAAAGCUCUGACAAAAAAGAGGACUGAGCUUGAAUUACUGUGUUAUUCCAAAGAAGAGUUACUUUCAUAUCCAGGCAGAAUUGUUGGAGUCUUAGAGUGAAAUCCGCUAGCUUUUUUUUUGUUAACAUAUAAAGGCAUUGUGUGCUAUGAUGCUUCAUACUGUUUAUAUAUUGAUUUUUUUUUUUAAACAAAUGUCCAUAAAAUGACCCAAAUUUAUUCUGGGCAUUUUAAUUUUGUUGAAUUUAAAUGAAAAACAAACCAGAAUUUUAUACAUUAUUUUUUAACAAAUUCCAAAGUGUUUCAGCCAGUAAAUAAAUGCUGAAAUAAAUGCUGGGUAGGAAUUAGGAAAAGUAAUGAAAGGCUUUGCCAACAUUUUGGAAGGUGUUUAGAGGUGGGAGGUAAAGCAAGGUGUUUCAGGAGGGUGUUACUGUUUAGUGCAGUGGCAAUGUGAGGCAUUCCUAGUGACCAACAGUAGAUGGGAUGAGCCAAUAUAAAAAUUAAAUAUUCUUACUGCUGAGCUUUGGCAAACUUGCAGCAUUUUUAUGACUUAAAACAAGUCCAGAUUGUAUACCAAGAAUAAAAGUAGGCCUGGCUAAGUCAAGUGAAAGGUGUACAUAUUUUACUCUGAUGUUUUAAUUUGAUAGGAUUUCAGUUGGAAUGAUAUUGUGCCUUUAACAUUGCAAAAAAAAGUCAAAUUACUGUAGGUAAAUGACACAAAUGAGUAAUAAACUAAUUUCAAUGCAGGUUUAAAGUCGACUGUCAAGGUCAGAAGUAUUUCUAAUAGUGGCUUUUGAUAUGUAUUGCCAGCUGUUUCUGUUCUACGCCAUAUUAUUUUGGAUUGAAAACUAAAAAGAUAAACUAGAUGUAGUUAACUUCUAUUUUCAUAUCGGCCACACUUUUAGAUUCAUCCAGAAAAGAAAUGUCAGGCAUAGCCGGCACUUUGUUGUCUGACACUUUUUCAACAUAAUUACCUUCAUGGAUGGAGGUAAUUUCAAAGCACAGGCAAGGGUGGGGACAGGAGAAAUGGAGGUAAGAGGAGUCUUCUGUCAAAAAGCUGUUCAAAUCCAGAGAGUACUGCAACUAACGACUUCUACAUCUGCAUACAUCUUCAGCCUGGCUCUCACAAAAGCUGCCAAAAGUCAGAUCACUGGCAUAUUUAUUUUUUCCAAUGUGCAUAGAGCUACUAAACUUGAUUGCUGGUCUUACCGAGAUCAGUAAACUGAUCAGAAAUAGUGAAGUUUCCAAGAACUGCUAGUCCAUCUGAAUUAACACUGCAGCACAGAAUCUGUACAUCACCACACCAUGAAGAAAAUUGAUUUUUCUUAAUUGAAAAGUUUUAUAAAGAAGAUUAUUUUUGUUGAUUCAUUGCUUUCCUUAUCGCAGUGUCAUUUGGAGAAUCUCCAAAAUCUAACCCUCAAAGAUACUGAUUGACAAAGCUAUCCCAUAGUGUUUACCAUAUUUGACUUGACUCAUUGACUUUUAAAAUAGUCUCAGAUUUAGAACACGCUUUCUCUCGUGUGGAUACUAGUCACAAUAUCAUUGAACGCCAACUGGGCUGCUAGAUUCUCCAAGUAACUGCAUCUCCAAAAAUAUUUGGGUAAACAGUUGAUCUGUAAGUCACGAGAAGUCUCGUACACAUAGCUAUUAUCUCAAGUCUGUGCUGACUAGGAGAAGAAUUAUUAAAGGGCAGGGAAAAAUAAAACAUUUUGAAGCAAGGGGAGUUUUAACAUUCAAACCAUUUAUCUUAUCAACAUUUAUUUUCCCUUAUGUUUUUAAUCUUGAAGAAAUGUUGAGUGAACUUUUCACAUUGGUCAAAAUGCUUUUGUAAUUUGGAUACUUGAUUCAAUCAAGCUCAAUUGACUGUCCCAGUUUUUGAAGGGAAAAGUGUGGCAAAAGCAGAUUGUAUCUCUACUUCAAUUCUAAAUUGCAAAGUAUCAAUGGGAAAGGUUCGUAUGUGAUGUUGAAUCUAUAUAAUUAACAAGGGGAGUUUUCAAGGAAUGCAACAAUAUUAAAUGAUGCAUAAUGGACUAUUUUUUACCAAAGAAAGGAAGACUUCUUACUGGAAACGUUAACACAGCUAAUGACUUUAGAUGAUUUUACCAUGCUUUUAAGUGUGAUGUCGUUGCUUUGUACAUAUUUAAAGUUGAGGGAAAAUGCUAUAUUAUAUGAUUUUAAAUGUAAAUAAAUACUUUGAAUAUUUUACU
Molecule: messenger RNA, 3843 nt
Organism: Amblyraja radiata (thorny skate)
Lineage: Eukaryota; Metazoa; Chordata; Chondrichthyes; Rajiformes; Rajidae
Gene: lpcat2
Product: lysophosphatidylcholine acyltransferase 2
Exons: 14
Coding region: 56-1666 (536 amino acids)
Cellular component (GO): endoplasmic reticulum
Molecular function (GO): 1-acylglycerophosphocholine O-acyltransferase activity; lysophosphatidic acid acyltransferase activity; calcium ion binding
Source: RefSeq, a predicted model, not a curated record